Messenger RNA from Miscanthus lutarioriparius, 1431 nucleotides. NCBI's taxonomy places the organism in Eukaryota, Viridiplantae, Streptophyta, Magnoliopsida, Poales, Poaceae. The record is from the annotation of a GenBank genome assembly.
AUGGCCCAGACUAUGGCCGCCGCCUCCGAGCUGGUCACCCUGAAGCGCCCGUUCGGUGGCAACGACGGGUUCGGCGACGGCAGCAACGGAACCGUCGCCGACGAGAAGCCCAAGGCGCGCCGCCGGGAGGCGGACCCGGCGGCGGCGCUGGCCUCGGCGCGGCACGAGUUCGGCGAGCACGGCGGCGUGAACAUGUCCAUCGAGGCGUCGGCGACGUUCACGGUGAUGGAGCCCGACACCAUGCGGCGGCUCUUCGCGGGCGAGCUGGGCCCCGACCGCGGCGACAUGUACAUCUACAGCCGGCACUUCAACCCGACGGUGCUGGCGCUGGGCCGGCAGAUGGCGGCGCUGGAGGGGACCGAGGCCGCCUACUGCACGGCGUCCGGGAUGUCCGCCAUCUCCGCCGUGCUGAUGCAGCUGGUGGGCGCCGGCGGCCACGUGGUGGCGUCGCAGUGCCUGUACGGCGGCACCCACGCGCUGCUGGCCCGGUUCCUGCCGCGCACCUCCGGGGUGCGCGCCACCUUCGUGGACGCCGACGACGAGUCCGCCGUGCGCGCCGCGGUGGUCCCGGGGGAGACGCGGGUGGUGUACGUGGAGACCAUGUCCAACCCGACGCUGGCCGUGGCCGACAUCCCCAUGCUGGCGCGGGUGGCGCACGAGGCCGGCGCCAAGCUUGUGGUGGACAACACCUUCACCCCCGUGGUGGUCUCGCCCGCGCGCCUCGGCGCCGACGUCGUCGUCCACAGCGUCUCCAAGUUCAUCAGCGGUGGCGCCGACAUCAUCGCCGGCGCGAUCUGCGGGCCGGCGAGCCUGGUGAACGCGAUGAUGGACCUGCAGGACGGGGCGCUGAUGCUGCUGGGCCCCACGAUGAACGCCAAGGUGGCGUUCGAGCUGUCGGAGCGCCUCCCGCACCUGCCGCUGCGGAUCCAGGAGCACUCGCGCCGCGCGCUGGCGUUCGCCACGCGGAUGCAGCGGCUGGGCCUGCGCGUGCUGUACCCGGGCCUCCCCGACCACCCGCACCACGCGCGCCUGGCCGGCGUGGGCAACCCUGGGUACGGCUCCGGCGGGAUGCUGUGCCUCGACAUGGGCACCGAGGAGCGCGCCAACCGCCUGAUGCACCACCUCCAGAACACCACCCAGUUCGGCCUCAUGGCCGUCAGCCUGGGCUACUAUGAGACGCUCAUGUCCUGCUCCGGGAGCAGCACCAGCAGCGAGAUGCCGCCCGAGGACCGCGCGCGCGUGGGCAUCUCCCCGGGCCUCGUCCGCAUGUCCGUGGGAUACAACGGCACGCUGGAGCAGCGCUGGGCGCAGUUCGAGCGCGCGCUCGCGCUCAUGCAGCCGCCGACGCCGCUGACGCACCACCUCAACCUCAAGGGCGCCGCCGACCGCGACGGCACCGACGCCGCCAGCAACAACCACCGCAAGCACUGA